This is a messenger RNA of Daldinia decipiens, 1315 nucleotides long. Its product is annotated as serine hydrolase-domain-containing protein. The transcript has a single exon. Lineage: Eukaryota; Fungi; Ascomycota; Sordariomycetes; Xylariales; Hypoxylaceae. The record is from RefSeq and is a predicted model, not a curated record. The coding region runs from base 185 to 1132 and encodes 315 amino acids. Gene Ontology annotation, cellular component: cytoplasm; nucleus.
GCCAUGUUAGGUCAAUUUUGAAUCCUAUGGAAUUUACCUCAAGACAUACAUCUUCUUAUCAGACAACGUUACACACACCUGAACCCACGAAUAAGCAAGGGCCUCCUUCAUUUACAUAACUCUAUAACAUAACCUAUAACUAGUUAACUAACUAACAGAACUAGGUUAACUCUAUACCACUUCUAUGAAACUUUUCAUCCCAUCCCAUCCUCGCACAAUCCACUUUACAUUAGCAACGUUCCCCCGUCACCCAACCCGGUCCCUCACCAUGUCAACACCGGCCGCACCCCGGGGUACACCGACCCAAACCAAGCCCUCAAUUCCCAAAGGCAAAACCGAGCUGAAAAUACUCAUGCUCCACGGUUACACCCAAUCUGGGCCCCUCUUCUCCUCCAAAACCAAAGCCCUCUCCAAACUCCUCAUCAAAGCCCUAUCCCCCGCGCCCUAUAACCUACACCCAACGCUCCUUUUCCCCACGGCCCCGCAUCGCCUGCGUCCCUCCGACAUUCCGGGGUACGUCCCCCCGGAGGAGGACGAAGACGACGAAGAAUCCGACAACUGGGCCUGGUUCCGCAAGGACGAGGCGACGGGUGCGUAUCGCGGGUUUGAGGAGGGAAUGCAGAGUAUUGCGGCUGAGAUUGCCAAAGCGGGAGGUAUUGAUGGUGUAUGUGGGUUUAGCCAGGGAGGAGCGGUGGCUGCGCUUGUGGCUGCAGCGUUGGAGCAACCAUAUCGAGACCCGCCGUCUUCGUCCCACGCAGCAUCCCCUUCGGACCCGUCCUCGCAACCUGAAGAAGCAGACUGGUCCUGGGUGAACGAGCUGCGCAGAGCGAACAAUAACCAAGCGCUGAGCUUCUCUGUCGUGUACUCUGGUUUCUACGCGCCGAUAGACUCGCUACGAUGGCUAUAUGAGCCGCCUAUCACGACGCCGACGCUGCAUUUCCUAGGUAGCUUGGACACGGUUGUCGAGGAGAGCCGGAGCAAGGGUCUUGUGGACCGGUGCAAGGAUCCUACGGUCAUUGUGCAUCCAGGGGGUCACUACGUGCCUGUUGCCAAGGACUGGGCUAUGGCUUUGGCAGGCUGGUUAAGGCAGCGGUAUGAGGACCCGGAGGCUGCGAGUAAACGGUCGCUGUGAAUAGGUAGGUAGGGCUACGCCGUUGAGGUCUAAAAUUUAGAGACUCUACAAGAGAGAUUGACCCGGGAUUAGAAACUAGGUAUGGGGGCAUCAUACGCACGACUACACGUAUAGUAGAAUCAAGACAUAGAAGGCAACCCUGUUCUUCACGGGCAUUAUGUGCCUCCUAAUUUAAAUAUUAUA